This is a messenger RNA of Prunus armeniaca (apricot), 834 nucleotides long. NCBI's taxonomy places the organism in Eukaryota, Viridiplantae, Streptophyta, Magnoliopsida, Rosales, Rosaceae. The record is from the annotation of a GenBank genome assembly.
AUGGGUAUGUCAUCAAUCAAAAACCCAAUAAUGGGUAAUGCCAGUGGUAGAAAAGAUGGAGAAGGCCCUUCUGAAGUUGACAACUUUCAAGGGGAUGAUGGAUAUGUAGAACCCAUGGCUCACUCUCCUCCCCAUAGCCCCAGAGCUUUCCACCCAUCUCUCUUCUUCACUUCACAAAAUCCUGGGGACCCCUUACCAAGACCUGCUCAGGCAUUAUCACAACAUUCAGUUUAUAAUGAAUAUGUACACAACGAGAAAUUGAUACGGGCGAAGAUAUCAUGGAACCAUGGUGGUAGGCAAGUUGCUAUCACAGGAUCAUGGGACAAUUGGGAGACCAGUGAACUCAUGCAGAGUAUUGGCACAGAUUUCGUCAUCUUAAAGUUGCUUCCAUCAGGUCUCUACCAGUACCGCUUCAUUGUUGACGGGAGUUUGAGAUGUUCUGCAGACUUGCCAUGGGUCUAUGAUAAUUCAGGGAGUGCCUAUAAUGUUUUGGACUUGCAGGAAUGUGUUUCAGAUUUGCGUGAGCGUCUCGCAAAGUUCGAAUCUCCUCCAUCCCCACCUUCAAGCUAUGAUAACAGGCGCUUAAGUGAAGAUGAUUUCAGUAAACCUCCGCCAGAAGUACCCCCACAGCUACAAGAAGCAUUUUUAAACAAGCCAUCCUCCUCAAAUGGUGGUGACCAGCCAUUGCCAAUGCCUCAUCAUUCACAAUUGAACCAUUUGCACAUCCAGAACCAUGUUGGUGGCAAGUUUUUUGCACUCAGCUCUACACAUAGGUUUCGUCAAAAACUUGUUACAGCAGUAUUAUACAAGCCAUUGAGAAGAGCAAAUCAUUAG